UUCGAGAAUUCAACAACACUGUGCUAUAAAACCCUUUAUCAGUUAUUCUGGAGAGUCUGUUAAACAGCCUGGCAGAAAGUCACUGCCAGGAGGUUGGCGUGCUCGGAGGAUGGCAUCUCAGCUUCACCAGCUGCAUUUUAAUGUGAAGGGGGAGUUUCCAUCAAGGGGCCCUGCUGAAAGUGUAGAGCUGUAAGCUGUUUAGGCUUCAGAGAAAACUAAGUGUCAGAGAGAGAACAGAUGAAUCUGAAGACCAUCAGCUUCACUGAUAGAUCAGCAUGGCUGCCGUGGACGUAGACACAUACCCUACUGAGGAAAAGAGGACUCUGACUCUCGGCGGCCAUGUUGGUUUUGACAGCCUCCCAGAUCAGCUUGUUAGCAAAUCAGUGUCUCAAGGCUUCUGCUUCAACAUCCUCUGCGUGGGUGAAACUGGGAUUGGAAAAUCAACAUUAAUGAACACUCUGUUCAACACAAUCUUUGAAAACGAGGAGGCCAGUCACUAUCAGAGUGGUGUGUAUUUACGAGCCAGGACGUAUGAGCUGCAGGAGAGCAACGUGGACCUCAAGCUGACGAUCGUCAACACCGUGGGGUUCGGUGAUCAGGUCAAUAAAGAAGAGAGCUAUAAACCCAUUACGGACUACAUUGAUGCCCAGUUUGAGAAUUUCCUCCAAGAGGAGCUGAAGAUUAAACGUUCACUCUUUAACUACCACGACACGAGGAUCCACGCCUGUCUAUACUUCAUCUCUCCUACAGGCCACUCGCUCAGAUCCCUCGAUCUGGUCACCAUGAAAAUGUUGGACAGUAAGGUAAACAUCAUUCCCAUUAUCGCUAAAGCAGACACAAUCUCCAAAUCUGAGCUUCAUAAAUUCAAGAUUAAGAUCAUGAGUGAGCUUGUCAGCAACGGCGUUCAGAUUUACCAGUUCCCCACAGACGACGAAGCUGUUGCAGAAAUCAACUCCUCCAUGAACGCUCAUCUGCCGUUUGCUGUGGUGGGAAGUGGAGAGGAGGUUAAAGUGGGAAACAAGCUGGUGAGAGCCAGGCAGUACCCAUGGGGAGUGGUACAGGUGGAGAAUGAGAGCCACUGUGAUUUUGUGAAGCUGAGGGAGAUGCUGAUCCGGGUGAACAUGGAGGACCUGCGAGAGCAGACACACGCACGUCACUAUGAGCUGUAUCGCCGCUGCAAACUGGAGGAGAUGGGCUUCAAAGACCCAGACGCUGACAUGCAGCCAUUCAGUCUGCAGGAAACGUACGUGGCUAAGAGGAGAGAGUUUGUCGCAGAGCUGCAGCGCAUGGAGGAGGACAUGCGCCAGAUGUUCGUCGUCAAAGUAAAGGAGACGGAGGCUGAGCUGAAGGAGAGAGAGCGUGAGCUGCAUGAGCGUUUCGAGCGUGUCAAGCGUAUGCACCAGGAGGAGAAGAAGACUUUGGAAGAGAAGCGCAGAGAGCUAGAGGAGGAGAUGAACUCCUUUAACAGGAGGAAGAUGGCGGCUGAAACACUGCAGGCUCUCUCACUCCAGACCUCCAAAGACAAGAAAAGUUGAGUUAUUCACAUUGUAAAGCUGAGCUGAAGGAAUCAACAUUUUCACGUUUUUAUCAGGACAACAACAUCUAAUGGAGCAACGCCUCUUCUCCUUCUGUUAUUAAAUACCUGCUCACAGCACAAAUGUAAAUCCAGCAAUAAGUAACUUUUAUAUGAUCUGAUUAAUACUUCAACUGACUGGCACUUACACCGUACAUGCAUUAGUUACUCUGCACAUGCAUUAAUUACACUGUACAUACAUUAGUUACACUGUACAUACAUUAGUUACACAGUACAUGCUUUAGUUACGCUGCACACGCAUUAGUUACGCUGCACACGCAUUAGUUACCCUGCACAUGCAUUAGUUACACUGUACAUGCACUGGUUACCCUGCACACGCAUUAGUUACACUGCACACGCAUUAGUUACCCUACACAUGCAUUAGUUACACUGUACAUGCACUGAUUACCCUGCACACGCAUUAGUUACACUGCACACGCAUUAGUUACCCUACACAUGCAUUAGUUACACUGUACAUGCAUUAGUUACCCUACACAUGCAUUAGUUACACUGUACAUGCACUGGUUACCCUGCACACGCAUUAGUUACACUGCACACGCAUUAGUUACCCUACACAUGCAUUAGUUACACAGUA
This is a messenger RNA of Pangasianodon hypophthalmus (striped catfish), 2168 nucleotides long. RefSeq names its product septin-8-A. The coding region runs from base 276 to 1535 and encodes 419 amino acids. The record is from RefSeq and is a predicted model, not a curated record. Gene Ontology annotation, cellular component: microtubule cytoskeleton; septin complex; cell division site. Gene Ontology annotation, molecular function: GTPase activity; molecular adaptor activity; GTP binding. The transcript has 10 exons. Gene Ontology annotation, biological process: cytoskeleton-dependent cytokinesis. NCBI's taxonomy places the organism in Eukaryota, Metazoa, Chordata, Actinopteri, Siluriformes, Pangasiidae.